AUGGGCGAACGUUUUGCUCCCAAGGUACCAGUCCAACUGGACCCGCCAAAGGAUGACCCCAUUUCCCCAGAGGAAUUGGCCAAAUGCGACGGUUCCGAUUCCAGUCGCCCUACUCUCGUUGCUAUGAAGGGCAUUAUCUUUGAUGUCACCAAGAACCCGAUGUACGGAGCUACCGGCUCUUAUAAAGUGUUUGCCGGUAAGGAUGCCUCUCGUGCGCUCGCCAAGUCGUCAUUGAAGCCUGAGGAUUGCGUGCCGGAAUGGUAUGACCUUGAGGAUAAGGAGAAGACUGUCCUGGAUGAGUGGUACCAGUUCUUCAGCAAGCGGUAUAAUAUUGUUGGAAAGGUGGAGGGUGCGAAGAAUACCUAG
Penicillium waksmanii is the source of this 366-nucleotide messenger RNA. Its product is annotated as putative progesterone binding protein. Lineage: Eukaryota; Fungi; Ascomycota; Eurotiomycetes; Eurotiales; Aspergillaceae. The coding region runs from base 1 to 366 and encodes 121 amino acids. The transcript has 3 exons. Gene Ontology annotation, cellular component: endomembrane system; membrane. The record is from RefSeq and is a predicted model, not a curated record.